AUGGCUACACUUAGACGCCGAUCUGAGCCACAGCCGCCCAGCCAUGAAAGUCCAGCCGAGCGCCAGGAGCUUUUUAACCGCAUAGCACCUGUCUAUGAUAAAAAUUCUCGAAAGGUAGUUCGCAUGUCAAAAAAUAAGCCGAAAAACAGGGCAAAAGAAGGAGACAAGGUGUUGGACGUGUGUUGUGGCAGUGGGGAUUUGAGUUUUCUUUUGUCCCUCAAAGUCGGAAUCAAUGGCAAGGUCACUGCUCUAGAUUUCUCAAAGGAGCUAUUAGAUAUUGCGGCAUCUCGCCAGCGUGAGUGGUCCAAGUCUAAACCGUGCUACAAAAACAUCGAGUGGAUUCAUGGAGAUGCCGUUGCUUUACCAUUCCCCGACUCCAGUUUUGAUGCUGCCACAAUUAGCUAUGGGUUGAGAAAUGUGGUGGAUAGGAAAAAGGCUCUUGAGGAGAUGGUUCGGGUUUUGAAAUCCGGUGCCAAGUUAUCCGUUCUUGACUUCAACAAAAGCACUAAUCGACUGACCUCUAAAAUCCAGGAUUGGAUGAUCGACUAUGUAGUGGUUCCAGUGGCGACUUGGUAUGGGCUUGCAAGCAAGUACAGAUACUUGAAGAAUUCAAUCAAGGAGUACCUCACAGGGAAAGAGUUGGAGAAGUUAGCUUUGGAAGCAGGCUUUUCUGAGGCCAAACACUAUGAGAUUGCUUGUGGAUCCAUGGGGAAUUUGGUCGCCACACGCUAGAAAUUGAUUGUUCCACUUUUAAUGUUUUCU
Striga asiatica is the source of this 762-nucleotide messenger RNA. NCBI's taxonomy places the organism in Eukaryota, Viridiplantae, Streptophyta, Magnoliopsida, Lamiales, Orobanchaceae. The record is from the annotation of a GenBank genome assembly.